CUCUAUUAUCUAUAGCCCCAGUCACCACCAUUAUGUUCAGAUCCAGGCCGUUCAUGGCGUCGGUCAUGGCCUCUGCCAGGACCAACUUGAAGCGGACCGCCAACCGUUUUCCUUCACGCUUCCAAUACACGCCGUCCCGUCAUUAUGCCUCAUACCGUCGGUUUGAUAACUCACCCACACCCUCCAUCACCUUGACCAACUUCUUAUACAACAGAAACAACAUAUACUUGGGUCUAGGCUUGGUGGCAGUGUACGUGUACAACUUGGACGAAGCCCCCUUCACCCAUCGUUCCAGAUUCAUCUGGAUUCCGUACUGGUUGGAACGCAAGAUAGGUGACUAUUCGUACCAGCAGAUCUUGUACCAGUACCAAAACGACAUCGUCCCCUCCAGCGACCCAUUGUACGGUCGGAUCAGAACCAUCAUGAACAGACUCUUGACCUCGGCCAUCAAUUACUCAGACAACGAGAAACAACGUGAACACUUGAAAAGUUUGGACUGGACCAUCCAUGUGAUCAAAGUGGACCCCAAUAAGGUGCCUCCUAACGCUUUCAUCUUACCCAACGGAAAAAUCUUCAUAUUUUCGUCGAUUUUGCCCAUAUGCCACGAUGACAACGGGUUAGCUACAGUGCUUUCACAUGAAUUAUCACACCAGUUGGCCCACCAUACCCUGGAGCAAUUAUCGUCCCAGCCAUUCUACAUAAUGUUGUCAGCCAUACUCUACUCCCUAACAGGCACAGCAGGACUCAAUGAUCUCUUGAUUCUGGGUAUGCUUCAGAUGCCUGCCUCCAGGGAAAUGGAAUCGGAGGCCGACCACAUUGGAUGUGAACUCUUGGCCAGGCUGUGUUACGAUGUGCAAGAGGCUGUCAAGUUCUGGGGAAGAAUGAGCGAUUUUGAAGCACGUAUGAAUGGAUCGGGCAGACAAGCCCUCUUACAGGAGUUUUUCUCAACUCAUCCAGCUACAGGAAAGAGAAUCCACGACAUCCAGGGAUGGUUACCAGAAUUAGAACACAUAAAAGAAUCCCUGGGAUGCUACCAGUACGGUAUGGGUGAUUUCAAUAGACUCAAGACUGAAUUUUUUGGGAAGAAGUAACGAAUGAUGAAAAUGAAUUACUUCAUUGUACCAGAUACUACCUGUGAUACCUAUGAGGAUUUCCUCAAUAUUCAAGGAUAUUACAAUUAUUUAAAUCUAAUAGAUACUACUAAUAACUAUGUACAUAAUGGCCACUGAAAGCCUGAGCAUCAAUUUGCUUCUAUAGUUUCUUCAAUGUCGUCUCGUUCUUUGUCGCUUUCGUUGUCUAGCAAAACCUUACUCUUGUAAACUCCUUCUCCAACAGAGGUGAAAAAAAUGG
Suhomyces tanzawaensis NRRL Y-17324 is the source of this 1350-nucleotide messenger RNA. Its product is annotated as metalloendopeptidase. Gene Ontology annotation, cellular component: mitochondrial inner membrane. The coding region runs from base 33 to 1091 and encodes 352 amino acids. The record is from RefSeq and is a predicted model, not a curated record. Gene Ontology annotation, biological process: mitochondrial protein processing; protein quality control for misfolded or incompletely synthesized proteins. Gene Ontology annotation, molecular function: metalloendopeptidase activity. The transcript has a single exon. NCBI's taxonomy places the organism in Eukaryota, Fungi, Ascomycota, Pichiomycetes, Serinales, Debaryomycetaceae.